UGACUGUUCCAGUCCGUAUCCACCCGGAGGUGUGCUCUCCCUUUCUCUCUCCGCUGGGCUGCACACGCCGGACUGGCUUUUUAACAAGUUUUAAACUGGAACAAGCUUCGGGAGGCACUGGGGAAAGGCAGGACAUUGCUGCGAGUUAGUGAGUUUUGCUAUGAAUGGGAUGAAACGAGGCGGAGGAGACGGCAUUCCUGAUUUCUUUCCUCCUCCGAACAGCGAGAGUAACUGACAGAAACCGCCGUUUGUCCGCCUUGUUGUCCCAGUUGAGCCUCUUCUCUCUUUUUUUUUUGUUGUUUAGGGUGAAACUAAACUCGCUGUGAAUGCGAGCCGUGGCGCUCUUUUUUUUUUGCCCCCAGCCCGGAGACUUUCAGGGGAACAUGCUCAGGCACUUUGCGCCUGUCGUGUUUGGACUGCGGCGGGCUAAGCCGUGAUGAAGAGGGAAUUAAACAGCGGCGAAACGCCAGACGGAGACAGCGAAAGCUAAAAAGCUCAUCACCCCACCAGCAGCGGACGGUGGUGAGCGACCGCAGCCCGGAGCGGACAAUUCAAGCUCUGGGUCCCCUCUGAUUCCUCCCACACUUUUCUCUCCUCUCCCCCACUCCUCAAUCCCCUCGUCGUCAUCUCUCUUGCCUCUACAUGUGAUUCCCUCUGUCUCAUUUGUCUUUUGCCUUCCUGAUCUACCUCUUCACAUCUUCUCCCUCUCUCUCUCGCUCGUCCCUCACUCCCUCCCUCCCUCUCCUCUGGCAGGCUGCUCAUUGCGGUGAGUCAGUAUCAUGGAGGCAGGCAGCGGGGCUGCCGCAGCGGUGGGGAGUGCAGCACUGGGACUGCUGGGAGCCACAGCUACGUCCAGCCAUGACAUCCUGGACAGGAGCCUGAGGCCGGGACGUCACAUAGAACACGAUAACAUCGUGCCUGAACUCUCUCACAUCCAUCCCAGAGAGAGACCCGACUGGGAGGAGACCAUCAGUGCCAUGGCACGAAGUGCAGAGAUUCCUGAGCUAAGGGCGGAGCCCCUCAUUCGCUCCAGCAGCAGCAGUACGGCCAGCAUGAAGGUCAAAAAUGUCAAGAAACUUUCCUUCACCAAGGGACAUUUCCCAAAACUGGCCGAAUGUGCCCACUUCCACUAUGAAAAUGUUGAUUUUGGAACAAUCCAGCUGACCCUGGGAGAUGAGCAGUGUGAAGUGACACGGAACAGUUAUGAGUCCAAAGAGCUGGUGUACUUGGUUCAUAUCUACUGCCAGGGCCGGAGCUGGAUUGUGAAGCGCAGCUAUGAGGAUUUCCGUGUUCUGGACAAACACCUGCAUCUCUGCAUCUACGACCGGCGCUUCUCCCAAUUGCCUGAGCUGCCCCGAUUGGACAGUCUGACUGACCAGUCAGAGUCGGUUUCCCAGAUGUUGUUGGCGUACCUCUCCCGACUCUCGGCCAUUGCUGACAACAAGAUUAACUGUGGCCCCGCCCUCACAUGGAUGGAGGUGGAUAAUAAGGGGAAUCAUCUGCUGGUUCAUGAAGAAUCCUCCAUCAACGUGCCGGCCAUCGCUGCAGCUCACGUCAUUAAGCGCUACAUCGCUCAGGCCUCAGAUGAGCUGUCGUUUGAGGUUGGGGACAUCGUCUCUGUGAUUGACAUGCCCCCAAAAGAGGACACCACCUGGUGGAGGGGCAAGCAUGGCUUUCAGGUUGGCUUCUUUCCCAGCGAGUGUGUGGAGCUCAUAAACGAUAAAGUGCCACAGUCCAUGACCAACUCUGUUCCAAAACCAGCCUCCCCCUCCUCUGGCCUGCAGCCUGCUUCAUGGAGUCUCUUCCCCCCCUACUUGGAGAUGGAGAGUGUAAUGCCGGACAGUGCAUGGGUGGCCGACCCGCUAAACCACUACAACCUAAGUUCAGUAUCUAAGAAGCACGGGAAACUGAUCACCUUCUUGCGCUCCUUCAUGAAGUCCAGGCCCACCAAGCAAAAGCUGAAGCAGCGAGGGAUCCUCCGGGAAAGGGUGUUUGGUUGUGACCUGGGAGAACACCUCCUCAACUCAGGACAUGACGUGCCCCAAGUCCUCAAGAGCUGCACAGAGUUCAUCGAGAAGCACGGCGUGGUGGACGGCAUUUACCGCCUCUCUGGGAUCGCUUCAAAUAUCCAGAAAUUGCGGCAUGAGUUUGACUCGGAGCAGAUACCUGACCUGACCAAAGAUGUUUACAUCCAGGACAUCCACUGCGUCGGCUCGCUGUGCAAGCUGUACUUCAGAGAGCUGCCCAACCCGCUGCUCACCUACCAGCUCUACGAGAAAUUCUCUGAGGCUGUAUCAGCAGCAACGGACGAAGAGCGACUCAUCAAAAUUCAUGAUGUCAUUCAGCAGCUUCCUCCACCUCAUUACAGGACCCUGGAGUUCCUCAUGAGACACCUGUCCCGCCUGGCAGCAUUCAGCUACAUCACCAACAUGCACACAAAGAACCUGGCCAUUGUCUGGGCUCCCAACCUGCUACGGUCAAAGCAGAUUGAAUCUGCCUGCUUCAGCGGCACAGCAGCCUUCAUGGAAGUACGAAUUCAGUCUGUAGUAGUGGAGUUCAUCCUCAACCACGUUGAUGUGCUCUUCAGCACCAAACUCAGCUCCCUGAUCAGAGAGGGCACAGGACACAACUCUCUAUCUCGACCUAAAUCCCUGCUGGUUUCAUCACCUUCCACCAAACUUCUGAGCUUGGAGGAGGCCCAGGCCAGGACUCAGGCUCAGAUCAACUCUCCUGUGACUGAAGACAGCAAGUACAUCGAGGUGGGCGAGGGUCCAGCUGCCCUGCAGGGGAAGUUCCACACGGUCAUCGAGUUUCCCACUGAGAGGAAAAGACCACCUAUCAAAUCCAAAAAGUCUCCUGUGGGAAGCUGGCGCUCUUUCUUCAACCUCGGCAAAUCGUCUUCUCUAUCCAAGCGUAAGCUGCAACGCAACCCCAGUGAACCCAGUGAGUUGAAAGCGAUGGCUCUCCCCGGAGGCCGAGGCGACACGGCCACAUUAAGGUCAGCUAAAAGCGAGGAGUCACUGAGUUCACUGCACAAUGUUGAAGGGGAGUCAAAGGUGUACCGUCCUCGCCGUCCUCGCUCCAGCAGCGACGCUCUAUCGGCCUCCUUCAACGGAGAACUGCUGGACAGCCGACAGCAAUGCAACUCCUACGAUAACCUCGACGCCACGGAGGACAGCGACGGAGACGACGGGCCCAUCUGCGUCCCCGCCCUGAUCUCGCCGCCCCGCUCGGCGGGCGAAGAUGUGGACCUGAGCCCACCAGACAUCGGCAUGGCCUCGUUAGACUUUGACCCCAUGUCUUUUCAGUGCAGCGUGCCAGACACCACCUUUGCCUUCCCCUUGGGUGACUCCUCAACUGGCACCGAAGGCUCCACGUUAAAGAGAAGCCCCAAGAGCAAUGGCUCCGACCUCAUCACCGCCUCCUUCCCAGGCAGCGUGACCUCCCCGCUAUUGUCUGCAGACCGCAGCAUGGCAGAGAAGGCAGAAAGCAAAAAGCUGACCACAUCUUACUCCUACACUGAUAAGCCCAUGCAGGCUGUAUCACCUAUUAAAUGUGGGAAAGCCACCAGUUUGACUCCAUUUGCUAUGUUAGAGCUUUUCUCCCCAGAGAUUCCUGACAGAAACGGAGCUGGACAGCCCAUCUCUAAGCAACCUUUAUCUCCUCCUCCAAUGCCCAAGGAGUCUCCUCCUCUGAUGGGCAGUGUACUGCUUAGGGGGGCCGAGCCAUCACUCACUGAAGCUUUCCAGAAGGAGCUGCACUCUAAGCUGGCGACCUUUGACACGUUGGACAGUAAGGACCUUGUAGGAGAGGAAGCAGUGGAGCAGGAACCACUAACCACCAGCCAGGAGCAUCAAGGAGUCCCCACUCCAGACUCUUCAAAGGACCUCCCCCCUCGUUCCCUCAACUCUACUGCCCCCCCUCCUCCUCCACCCCCUAAAAACCCUGCCCGCAUGUUGGCCCUGGCCCUGGCCGAAUCGGCCCAGCAGGUCUCCGUUCAGUCUCAGCCCCAGUCCUCUGGGCCCCCCACGCUGGUGUCCUCUGUCCAACCGCAGGUCUCACACGUUCCAGAAUCGUCCCGUUCACCAGCUCCACCAACCCACACUGCGUCUGAGGAAGGAGAGGGAGCAAUAAGUUCUCCACCACCAAGCGUUACUUCUGCUGCUGUUAUCACCAGCUCACAUGAUCGAACCACUUCCAGCCAACCAACCAGCCUGCCGCCAUCACAGUUCACCAGCACCACCACUAAGCCAUCAGACAGUUCUGCUACAGCCCAGUCCAGAACUCAGCCAGAGAUUGAAUCUACCCCACCAAGCACUCCGCUUUAUAUAUGUGCCCAAGUUCCCACUUCAACCAGCCUGACCUCUCCAACCAGGAAGAGUCCUGAAAGACAGCAGCAGGUCACAAGACAGGCCCUCGGUCACAGCAGCUCGUCUGGUGCUGCUGCAGCCACGACCCCAAGAUGCGUCAGCAAAGAUGAAAGAGUUCUACAGCAAUCUGGUUCUGAGAUGAAAGCUGAGGAUUGUGCGUCAGCUAAAAUCCUUCCCAAACCAUCAGAGCAACCCCCUCCAACAGCUCAGAAACCCAUUAGGCAGCCAGUCUCGCUUCCUCAGAACCAGCCUCAGACUCUGCUGCACAACCAAGUUCACACACAGCCUCGUCUUCCACCUCAGCCUCACUCAGCUUCCCAGACCCACACCCAUCCCCAGGCCCACCCGUCUAAAGCCAGUGCCAGAAUAGCACCCACCUCAGCGGAGCCUGUUGAGAAGCCGUGGGAAGCCAUUAAACCCGUACAGCCGUGUAAAGAACCUGCCAAACACAAUGACUCUUAUGGACCCACUCCUCCUGUUCCCCCAGUUCGCACCUUGGAGAGCAAACUGGCCACUGCAGCACUUAGUCAGAGUGAAGCUUCCUAUGAGAUGUUCAGGGAAGGCCCUUCGGCUAGCCACCUGACAGAGGGUCUUUCCCAUCAUCCUCUGUCUCCACGUAAACCCUCCUCUCACCAGCCAGCCUACAUUUACCAUGUUAAGGGAGAGCCCAUCCUUAUUGAAGCCCCAGGAGCGGCGUACUACCACCAGAGGCCUGUUCCUCAUCAUUACCGCCCGGACAGUGUCACCCCACACUCCUACGUGUCCAAGUCCGAGCCUCAGAUAACCUACAGUGCCCGAGCAGACAAUAGGUACAGCACUUUAGGUCCCAGGUCCUACCAUCACUCCAUAAAGCUGAGAGGAACCCCCCGGGGUGUGCAUGUCUCCCCAGGGCCGGAUCACCAGGGCUACAGCCAUGACAGGACCCAUGGCUAUCCCACCAUCCGCAGAGUCCACUCCUUCCACGUCCCGCCCACCAUUCGCUCUGUCCCCAUCCAGAGGACGGAAGUUCCGCCGGAAGACGACAUGUUCUUCCAUCACCGGCCCGUUUAUCAGUGCAAGGCUUACCAGCAGCCUCCGCAGUCGUCAUCCCAGACCGACUACCACGUCACCCAGCUGCAGCCGUACUUUGAGAACGGCCGGGUGCAGUACCGUUACAGCCCAUACUCUGGCUCUGUCCCGUUGGAGUCACCUUUCUAUGACAUAGACCCUUACGGCACAAUCCGAGUUAGGCACUUUCAUUCCUACGGAGGUCGGGACGCCGGCGCUGUCGGAGGCCGGCCUGGUGGGAAGGCGGCUGGUUACCACUACGUCUCCCGCCAUGGACUGCCCCCUGGCAAAGAGCAUGGCUUUGUCAGCAGAGACAUGCCUCCUGGUCACGGGAGCAAGGAAGCUGCCGUGUUCCUGCCAUGGGACCCGGAGGAGGCAGAGAAGCUUCGCAUGCACUCGAUCCGCAGGGAGAGCAGGGCCAGGAUGAAGCUGAGAGGCCCUGUCCUCUCGCAGUACGACAACGUUGGUCUCUUUACACCAGCAGAUAUAUCUGGGUAUGAAACCUUGCACCUGCGUAGUAAGUCUGACCCUGGUAAAGCUGUGCUGCUUCCAGUGGAGAGCAAAGAUGGACGCUACCUUCCCAGACACAUGGUGUCUGACCCUGAUGGGCUCGUCUACAUGGAGACAGACAAGCAUGUCCACGGCAGCGGAGUGGGAGACAAGUCAGACCUUUCUAAGCAAGCCGUUUCCAAGAAAUGCCAGUCAUCUCACUCUCUUCCCGUGUCUCACCAGUCAGACAGCAAUCGGCAUGAGCUCAAAUACGAGAGCGGAGAAGACAAGCUGGGUGGCGACAGUGGCAGGUCCAAACACCGGCAGGAGCAUCCCACCAACAGGCCCUUCCAGCCACGGUACGAGUAUCCUGAUUCUGACCACCACCACCAUGACAAGCUGAAGUCAUCCGGUGGUUACCACGGUACUGACGAGCCUCCGACCCGGGACCAACUGGCACGUUGCAAACCGGAGAGUUCCCACAGCGUCCGAGAAGAGCAGCACCUCAACCAGAGCAAAGCAGACCUGGACAGGGACUACAGCUACCAGAAACACAGCAACAAACCCACCCAGUCCCACUACGACAACCUGGAUGAUUACCACCCGGUACCUCAGCCUCAGGCCCCGGUCCAAAAACACGCAGGGUCCGGCUCCAGCUCAUACCCUGCCAACCCCAGCAGCAGGGCUUACUCCACGGCUCUGGGCCAGGGAGCCUUCAUCCAGACUGAGCUGGGCCUGCAGAGGCCUGAGACAGAACUCCGUACCGAAUAAAGCGUUUGGGUGGGAAGGGGAAAAAACUGUUGAAGUAUGGGUGAGCAGACUCUGCAGGACAGUGGACUGCUAGAACCCUCAUAUUUUUGCUUUUUCUGUAUUUUUUAUGAAUUGUAAAGAAUAUUGCAAGGCUUUUUACUGAGUCCUGAAUGUACCUGAAAUUAUUGUCCAUGAGGUCACAGUACUGUGACUGACUGAGACUGUAGCCAAUUAUAAAUGUAUAUAAGAAAGACGUAAGGUACUUUUAGCAGGAACCCCAAAAAUGUCAAAUAUAUACUAUAUAUAGAUAUAUAGAUAUAUAGAUAUAUAAAUAUAUGUUCUACAAAUGAAAUCACUAAUAAAAGGGAUUUUUAGUUGACUUUUUUAGGUGUGGAGCUGGGCAUGAGAAUCAACUGGAAGUAAGAUUUGCAUUUUAGUAAUUCAUGAUCAGUUGUGUGUAGAUCUCUUGUUGUGUUCUGUCUGGAUGUUACAGCACAACGUAAAAGGACCCUCCCCUCCCGGUACCAACACAAGAACACGGUUCUGUGUGUCCAUGUUGGCUUUGAUGAGUGGAAGAUGUGACAUGGAGCUACUUGGGUUGUCGCAGUGGUUAUCAAUGUCUUACUCUUUCUGUUACUGUGCCAUUUUUUAAGGUAACGUUACUCUAAACAGUUUUCAGUGGCUUUUUUUGGAAUCUUUCAGUACUUGUGUGUUUUCUGUUGGAAGAGGGACCAAAGACUUGGCACAGUUGUUGCACAUAUGAGGUAAAGAUGGGAAAGUGGAUGAAAAUUGUAGCUUCUGAAGUUUAAAAUGGUGUUUGUUUGUUUUCAUUCAUUGUACUUUCAGGUACUAGACUAAUUGAUUAAAGCUGAAACAAUGUCUUCUCAUACAACAUGAUGAAAAUGUUGCUGCUGCUUUGUGGGAAAACCAAUUUGUUAAUGAGCCUUAAAAUUUUGUUCCUGGAGAAUCGUACAUUGUUUACUGAUACUGUUAACGACAGAAAUGAUGUUCACCACUUUAAAGCAGGUUUAGUUUUAAGAUAUUUUAGUUGGUUUGAGAUUUUAAAUACUGAGGGAAUGUUUUUCUUUUUACUUUUCUUUUCUUCAAAUAGUGUGUUGGUCCAUGGUUUUCAGGCUAGAGAUAGAUGUAUAGUACAUCCAUCCAUUAGUCUAAUACAAGGCCCUCUGGGCCAGCAUAAUGGAUGGCAUACAGUAUAAACCCAAUACGUUUAAAUCCAGGUGUACUCUGUAACAGUUCAACUUCUAUAUUGCUUGCAGGUUUUGCCCCUCUUGCCUUAUCUAAAGCCUCUACCUUCUCAGAUGGGCUGUUACAGUAAGGCACUGUGUACUUGAAUGUGAAAAAACUCAUUUCAAACUGGAGGAGCCUAAAGUCAGACAUAAAAUAAAUAAAGGUGUUCAGGAAUUGCUCA
Molecule: messenger RNA, 8085 nt
Organism: Xiphophorus hellerii (green swordtail)
Lineage: Eukaryota; Metazoa; Chordata; Actinopteri; Cyprinodontiformes; Poeciliidae
Gene: arhgap32b
Product: Rho GTPase activating protein 32b
Exons: 25
Coding region: 780-6677 (1965 amino acids)
Biological process (GO): small GTPase-mediated signal transduction
Cellular component (GO): fibrillar center; Golgi apparatus; nucleoplasm
Molecular function (GO): protein binding; phosphatidylinositol binding; GTPase activator activity
Source: RefSeq, a predicted model, not a curated record